UUUAUAAAUGUGGUCAAAAGAGUAUAUUGUGUCUACAUCUGGCAAGAAAACUCUUUGUUCUCAUAGGGUAGCUGAGUGAACAUCGAACAGGAGGGAGUGUGACUUCUUCAACAAAACAAAAAUUUAUUGGCUGUGAACUUAAAUGAUCUACAGAUUUGUAAACAACUUUCAUUCUUCUGCCUGCAUCAUGAAUAUGUUUGGAAUGACCCAGAAUGGGAUAAGGUUCGCGAAUGAGACGAACGCCACUUUAUCCUGGACUUGGGCUCCAUUGGUCUGGGGAUGGCGAGAGGUCUUCCAACUGUUCCUGGCCCUGGCGGGCAUCAUCGGUAACUUCCUGGUGAUGGUGGUUCUCUUUCGGGUCAGGAGGUCACGUUGCUCAACGGAUACCCUGAUCGCCGGGUUAGCUCUGGCCGACUUCCUCACAUCAGUUUUCAUCAUACCGCAUAGACAGGUAAAGACCCUUCCAGAUACUGCAUCCGCGAACCUCUACUGUCGGAUAAUCCACUCAUCAUUCUUCAUGUGGGUUGCAAUCUUAGCGUCUAUCUUCACACUUACCACAAUAUCCCUUGAGAGACUUGUUGCAGUCGUUCGGCCAUUCCAAUUCAAACGCAUCUUCUCCCCGGAUCGGACAUUGAUGAUCAUCGCGGGUAUUUGGCUUACGUCUUUUCUAAUCAACAUCGUCAUUGUAUUCGUCGUCUAUUUCGAAGACGGCUCAUGCGAGUUUGGAUAUCCGUCUGUUUGGUUCGGCAAGUUUAAUGGAACCGCUGUCUUCUUGGUCGAGUACGUUUUCCCUGUCACAACGAUGCUGAUCGCUCAUGUCUUCACAGUCAGAGCUCUCCGCAGAAGCUCCCACACCAAUGUCAGCAAUGAAAGUCAAGACUUCAUCCUUCAAGCCAGACGAAAGAUCACCAGGAUGCUUCUCGAAGUCAUCAUCGUCUUCAUCAUCUCCUGGACACCCGAUCAGGUAUUAUAUUUCGCGAUCAACGUCGGGCUCAUCGACAAUAGCUAUCUAUACAGCCCUGUGUACCGGUCUUUCGUCGUCCUAGCUUUCGUCAACUCGUGCGUCAACCCGGUGAUCUAUGCCGCAAGAAACCCGAACUUUCGGAGAGCACUUAUGGAUCUCUGUGGAUCCGUCCGGAGUUUGAGGCCUAUCUUUGCUGGUGUUGAGACCAGAGAUAGUCAGAUGAGAAUGCUUGGGGACGAUACACCUUCGGGUCCAAACGACGACAUGUCACCACGCAAUGGUUGAAAAGACUCAUAUAGAAUUUAUCCAUGUUAUCCCGAUUUCAAAAUGGCAGGCCAUUAAUAUAUUUCUAAUAAGUAUGACCGGGGGGUGGGUAGUAUAUUGGGCAAAUGACGGAUCCUCAUUAUCGUCUAUUCAAGAAUGUUAUCUCCUAUUUUGGUCCAUCGUAAGUAAACAGGUGGCCGAAGCCAAAACAUUCAACUGUCACCCACAACUAAUACUAUAAUUAUGUACAAGGGCGGCGGAAUCCGGGGUUGUUUUUCUCCUUAAAAACAAUUCAGAAUAAAAGUGUUUUUUUCAAAAUCAAAUAUGCCCUUUGCAAAGUGACAUUGUUUUUAAUCUGCGCAUUUUCGUCAAAGAAGUUGAUUCUUUUUUUUUGUCUGUUAUAGGCCUUUAUUUCAUAUUAAGAAUCAUUUUCUUUUAUUUUUCAUUCAUUUUUAAAUCGUCUCUGAACAGGCUCAGGUCUACAGUUCAGAGAAGACAUAAUUGGGUGAAUUGUAUUCACUGGACAAUUUUAUGCCUAUAUAAGGGCAUCAUUUGGCAUCUCAUCUCAAUGCCCUCUCGUGGUAGCGAAAUUAGGCCCUCCUAUUGUUGGCCCCACUGGGCCCCACUGCCCCCUCCCCCCAUUUCAUUUGAGCGCAAAUAAUUGCAUAUUUUCUAAGUUAAACAUUCCUCCUGUUAGAUUUGUGCCCAAACUGAGUGACUUGAAACCUGCAGAUUAUAUCUGCACAUUCGGCACUGAUGGUGAUUUUCUGUAAUUCUCUAUUUUUUGUAGUUGUUUCUUCUAUGUAUAUUUGCCACUGACUAUCAUAAGUUAUUAUUAUUCUACGAUGUGCCAUAGUUGUUUAACGAAGAGGCACAUUAUGUCCUGUAACAGAACUUACGUACACAUUAUUCUACAAUAUGCAUCAUGAAUGGAUAAUUUAUGAAAUAUAUCAGUAUCGUGCAGAUGGCUUGCUUGGAAGUAGUCAUUUAUAAAAUAAAAUGGAACAUUUGUUUC
Messenger RNA from Lytechinus pictus (painted urchin), 2243 nucleotides. Its product is annotated as mu-type opioid receptor-like. The record is from RefSeq and is a predicted model, not a curated record. The transcript has a single exon. The coding region runs from base 143 to 1249 and encodes 368 amino acids. NCBI's taxonomy places the organism in Eukaryota, Metazoa, Echinodermata, Echinoidea, Temnopleuroida, Toxopneustidae. Gene Ontology annotation, biological process: G protein-coupled receptor signaling pathway. Gene Ontology annotation, cellular component: membrane. Gene Ontology annotation, molecular function: neuropeptide Y receptor activity.